This is a messenger RNA of Lacerta agilis (Sand lizard), 1830 nucleotides long. It is a transcript of the gene KATNA1, whose product is annotated as katanin catalytic subunit A1. Gene Ontology annotation, molecular function: microtubule severing ATPase activity; ATP hydrolysis activity; microtubule binding. The record is from RefSeq and is a predicted model, not a curated record. Bases 195 to 1682 code for a protein of 495 amino acids. The transcript is spliced from 12 exons. Gene Ontology annotation, biological process: microtubule severing. Gene Ontology annotation, cellular component: microtubule cytoskeleton. NCBI's taxonomy places the organism in Eukaryota, Metazoa, Chordata, Lepidosauria, Squamata, Lacertidae.
AGUGCCUCCGCGCGGAGUGGGCGGGAGGCGGCGCUGAGAUGAGUCGGGCCCUAGCACCGCCGCCGCCGCCGCCGUUACGGAGCUGAGCGCGCCGAAGAGUAUUUCAGGUGAUGCGGGAGACGUCACUGUCGGGCUACUCGUCCUGCCAUUCCUUUGACUGCUUUCCGGAGUAAACAACACCUGCUUUUGGACUUAUGUUGACCAUGAGUCUUGUCAUGAUAAGUGAGAAUGUGAAGCUGGCUCGUGAGUACGCCUUGCUGGGAAAUUAUGACUCUGCAAUGGUCUAUUACCAGGGAGUACUUGACCAAAUGAAUAAAUACCUCUCUUCUGUCAAAGACACAUACCUCCAGCAGAAAUGGCAACAGGUUAGGCAGGAGAUAAGUGUAGAAGCGAAGCACGUGAAGGAUAUCAUGAAAACACUAGAAAGCUUUAAAUUAGACAGCACACCUUUGAAAGCUGCACAGCAAGAAUUACCGGCUCAUGAUGGAGAAGUUUGGUCCCUGCCUGUACCUGCCGAACGUAGAAAUUCACCAGGAGCCAGGAAACGUCAGUCUGCUCAUUGCAGUGAUUGCAGGAGCCAAAAUAAUCGAGCGAGUGCAGCGCCUAAAGUCUCCAGCCGUCCCUCCUCCCGAAGCUGUAACGAUAAAGGCAAAAUAAUCCGUGGCCGGGAAAAGAAGGAUCCGCAGAAUAAAAUGAAAGAAGAAAAAAAUAAGCCCUCGUCUGACAUUUCAGAAUCUGAGCCAAAGAAAUUUGAUAGCACUGGAUACGACAAAGACUUAGUAGAAGCUUUGGAAAAAGACAUCAUUUCCCAAAAUCCCAAUGUUCGAUGGGAUGAUAUAGCUGACUUAGUGGAAGCUAAAAAGUUGCUCAAGGAAGCGGUGGUUUUACCCAUGUGGAUGCCAGAAUUCUUUAAGGGGAUUAGAAGGCCUUGGAAGGGUGUUUUGAUGGUUGGUCCUCCUGGCACUGGAAAAACGCUGCUUGCAAAAGCUGUAGCUACUGAAUGCAAGACAACCUUUUUCAACAUAUCAUCAUCAACACUUACUUCAAAAUACAGAGGAGAAUCUGAAAAACUUGUUCGACUUCUAUUUGAAAUGGCUCGAUUCUAUGCACCAACAACAAUAUUUAUAGAUGAAAUUGAUUCUAUCUGUAGUCGCAGAGGAACCUCUGAGGAGCAUGAAGCCAGCCGAAGGGUGAAGGCAGAAUUACUCGUUCAGAUGGAUGGUGUUGGAGGGGCUUCUGAAAAUGAUGACCCUUCCAAAAUGGUUAUGGUACUAGCUGCUACUAAUUUUCCAUGGGAUAUUGAUGAGGCCUUACGACGACGGCUGGAGAAGAGAAUUUAUAUUCCUUUACCAUCAGCCAAAGGUAGAGAAGAACUUCUAAGAAUAAGCCUGCGAGAGUUGGAACUUGCUGAUGAUGUUGACCUUGCCAAUAUAGCACAAAAUAUGGAAGGUUAUUCCGGGGCUGACAUUACUAAUGUGUGCAGGGAUGCUUCACUAAUGGCUAUGAGAAGGCGUAUUGAAGGCUUGACACCAGAAGAAAUCCGAAAUCUUUCCAGAGAUGAAAUGCACAUGCCAACCACAAUGGAAGAUUUUGAAAUGGCUUUAAAGAAAGUUUCGAAGUCAGUCUCUGCUGCGGACAUUGAAAAAUAUGAGAAAUGGAUAUUCGAAUUUGGAUCAUGCUAAGCCUUCCUACCUUGACAUAUCUGCCUUAAGUCUUCAAACAAUUCCAGAAGUAAUUAAAAAGUAGUGCAACAGGGCACUGAGUACUAUUUUUUAACUUUUGUAAUUACAGUUAACAGCAAUAAUAUCCUUAAUAAAGUUAGUUUUUUAA